This is a messenger RNA of Rhineura floridana, 3393 nucleotides long. Its product is annotated as ras-related protein Rab-35-like. The transcript is spliced from 6 exons. Lineage: Eukaryota; Metazoa; Chordata; Lepidosauria; Squamata; Rhineuridae. Gene Ontology annotation, cellular component: plasma membrane; endosome membrane. Gene Ontology annotation, biological process: endocytic recycling. The coding region runs from base 1571 to 2179 and encodes 202 amino acids. The record is from RefSeq and is a predicted model, not a curated record. Gene Ontology annotation, molecular function: GTP binding; GTPase activity.
UCCUCCCCGCUGAUUCGAAUUACGCUUUCGCGUUCCAUCGGCCCGAGAGGCGGCUGGGAAGUUGGUGGAGGAAGCAGCGGCAGCAGCAGCAGGAGGGGAGAGGCAGGAAGGAAGCUGCUGACUGCGAGCUACGCGGUCAUCUGAUCCCAGCCCAGCGUCCGGCAGGGAGGGCGAGGACGGAGGGAGCUAACAGCAGCCAAACUGCCUGGCCUGGCGGCAGCUUCAACUCCGCAUCCACCUUCCUUGUGCCUCUUUUCCCCUCUCCCCAUGCCAAUGCAUCCUGCGCUCCUUCUUCAGCCUUAUUCUCCCCUUCCCCCGAGCCUCCAUUGAUGCCUAAGGUUCUCCUUCCCUCGUGCUUUGAGACUUGGCACAUCUCUGCUGCCUUUCCUUUUUCCCUUUAUAUCCUUCUUCCGUUGCUCCCCUUCUCUCCCCCCCCCGCAUCUUAAAGGGAAAAAGAGACUGCCAAAUAUUUGGAGACACUUUAAGAUUCUUCCUGUUGGCGUAGAUCUCUCUCCCUGAUGUGUUCACCCUCAUUCUCCUCCUUUAAUUCGUAUUUCACUUCUUUCCUUUCUGCCCCCUUCCGUCCCCCCCAACACCUUAUAUUGUUGCUCCCUUUCCACCAUUGAAACUAUCUGUCAGUGUGCGAGUGGUGUCACUCCUCUUUUUUAAGCAUUUAUUUUUGAAGCCAGGCAGGCUUUUGGAAGGAACUAAAUUCCUCUUCUUUUCUGGACAUUUUUUAAAAAUAAUUUUUGUGGUCCUUAAUAUUCAAUUCAUCACUUUUGGGGGGGGCAGAAUCACGAAUUUUGGCCUGAGGAUUUGUAUUUCCUCUCCUGAAUGCUGGGAUUUUUAAAAAGCUAUUUUAGAAGAAGUCUUCUCCAUCCUGUGUUUGUUUUUUUGGUUCUGAAUUUCAUUUACUUCUUUCCCUGAGGGACCAGCUUGAAGCUCUUCAUCAAUUGCAACACCUUUUGGCAACCCUAACCCUUUGGGAAGAAAUAUUCUAUUGUCUACUUUUUUCUUCUUAGUGAUUUUUUUCUUUCCAUUUGUUCCGUCCCAUCUGAGGAAAACCUAAUAUCUUAAUAAACUGUGGAUCCGUGUUAGAUCUGCAGACUGCACACUCUUUUAAAAAUACAAAACAGCAAAUAGACAUUUGACACUGUGUGUUCUACAGAUUGUUGACAUAGGAAGAAACUCUCUUGGCAGACGGAAGCGUGUUCCUUGUCAUCUGACUUUAAGGAAGCAAAGAUUUGGACGGAGAAGUUUAACAUCUGUGCUCCAAAACCUGGAGGGACAUUUGGCAGAAAUAAAGGCUUCAACUCUCCCAUUUCUGAAGAUAACGACUGUGUAUCCUUGCGUCUUGACAAAUCAAUCUGAUAUUGUAUUUGGAAGUUUUUCAGGAUCUUUUGGGAAAAAGAAAAGAGGCUGGCGUGCUCAGCACCACGUCCUGAUUAAUGGCAAUGGGUCUUUGAGAUAGAACAAAUUUCCCACUGGAAAGUGUGGGAGUAAGUGGAGAAUCCCUGCAGGGAGGACUGAGCGUGAAAGAAACGGGAGGAGGAGUUGAGCUAGCACAUGAAUGGCUGCCAAAGAUUAUGACCACUUGUUCAAACUACUCAUCAUUGGGGACUCUGGGGUUGGGAAAAGUAGUCUCCUACUCCGCUUUGCAGACAACACCUUCUCUGGCAGCUAUAUUACAACAAUUGGGGUAGAUUUCAAAAUUCGGACGCUAGUGAUAAAUGGAGAGCGGGUGAAACUGCAGAUCUGGGAUACUGCUGGACAGGAACGGUUCCGAACCAUCACCUCCACGUAUUAUCGUAACACUCAUGGCGUCAUCAUUGUGUAUGAUGUGACAAACGCAGAGUCCUUCGUUAACGUCAAGCGUUGGCUGCAUGAGAUUGGGCAGAACUGUGACAGUGUCUGCAAGAUCUUGGUGGGUAACAAAUGCGAGGACCCAUCACGGAAGCAAGUGGACACAGCGGACGCCCGGCGGUUCAGUGAACAAAUGGGGGUCCGCCUCUUUGAGACCAGCGCCAAGGAAAACCUCAACGUUGAAGAGAUGUUCAAUGCCAUCACCGCCAUGGUGCUCCGAACCAAACAGGAAAAUCUGGCGCGACUCCAACAGCAGAAUGAGGUUGUCAAAAUCAACAAGCCCAAAAAGAAGCCAUCUGUCAAGAAAUGCUGCUGAAGGGACAACCUCUGUAUUCUCCUCUUCUUCCCCGCCCCCAAAUCCUGAGCGUGACUGACUGGACUGUGGAAGGGCGGGUGGGUAAAAAUAGAUGCCGUAUGCGUGUGCAUGUGUGACGGGGGGGAGGUGAGGCUGGAAUCUUGAUGGGAGGGCACAAGAAUGUGUAUGAAUGCUCACAGCACUGGAACUACACUCCCCUCCCCACAGCCCUUGGGGAGCUUGAGUUGCUGGGAUGGAAAAAUCUAUAUUGGCACUGAAAUGCCUCCUUGGUUUUGAGGCAGGGGAGAUGGGGCACAUUGAAGAGCAUUAAAAACAUUUCCUGAAACAAAUUGUAUCAAGAUGAUGAAUAGUCCCCCUUCCCCCAAAAAAAGUUACAGUGUUGCCUAUAAACUCUCUUAUGUAUUUUAUUCCUCUUCUUCCUUCCAUUCCCACCCUGUGUUGCUAUGGCAGUGCAGCACAAUAUCCAUUGUUGGGUCACUCACUAUAAAAUAUGUGUGUGGGGGGGGAGGAAAUGGGUAUCUUUUGUGCGUGGGGGGAAGACAAUACAGCAACAUCUGUGGCUAAUGAGGGGUAGGAUGAAACGGAGGAAAUCCAGGACAACUCACAAUACUUCCCCUAGCAAUAGUGAGGAUUGCCUCCGUUUUCUUCUCAGUUGGGGUUUGCUGAGCAAUGGGAACACUGUCCUGAGGCCUGGUUAAAACCCAGGAUGUAAUCUUCUCCCACUUGGAUCUGGAAUGGGAUUAUUAAUCUGUUCCUCAUAUGCCCCCCCACAAUCCUUUGAGAGACUAGCCACCUAUGUUCAUAUUCAAAAAUAGUGUUGCGACUGAAAAGCCUCUUCGUAACCUCCCUGCCCUACACUUGAAACUGAGGUUGGGGUGCCAUCCUGUCUCCUUGGCCUCCCUCCUGAAAUUGUGGAACUAAUUGGAAGGUAUGCUCCAAACUAGGAAUAUGAAACUCUAUCUGGAUGUGGUAGAUGGUCUGCACCGUACAACUCCCAAACUCUGGGUACAACAGGGUGAAAUUGUAUCUGCCCUCCCUGUGUCUUUAAAUAUGGGGACCCUUUGACUGUGCAAUAUGUCCGCUUCAUUAAUUUUAUAUACACAAAAAUGAAUUAUGUACAUAAUUAAAACAUCUUGUGUUAACCCACUGCUAAUGGCAUUAAUUAAACCUCUUAAGGAGACACCACUAUUCAAUAAAGAAAUUUAGAUAUGAAA